AUGGCAAAGCUUUUUGUUGUGGUAGGAGCUACUGGUGGUCAAGGAGGAUCAGUUAUCAAGUCCUUCUUAGGAAAUCCUGAAUGGAAGUUGCGUGGCUUGACGCGCAAUCCGAAAAGUGAGCGAGCGAGAGCUCUGGCUGCUCAAGGGGUUGAAAUGGUUGCUGCGAAUCUCAGUGACGAAAAGUCCGUUGAAGCAGCUUUUGAUGGAGCGGCCGCCAUCUUUGCAGUCACGAACUUUCUGGAAACCUUCCCGGCCAAUACCUCCGAACAGUGCAUGGAAGUCGAAAUGAAUCAGGCCAUCAACAUGGCGAAAGCGGCAGCUAAGGUGUCCACGCUGGAGCACUAUAUUUGGAGCACACUGCCAAACUCAGAGGCAAUUUCGGGUAAAGACUGGUUCAUUCCUCAUUUUUGUGGAAAAGGCAGAGUGGAUGCCUACAUCAAGAAGGAACUGCCGUCGCUCUACAGAAAAACAACUUUGUUGCUAAUCCCUUUGUAUGGCGACAAUUUCCAGUAUCCUGUGGUGACGCCUCAUCUGAUUAAAUCCACCGGGAAAUAUGCGCACCUGGUUCCUUGGAACCCAGACACGCCUAUCACACUCAUCGGCUCGCAUAAAGACAACACUGGCGUUCUCGCCAAAGCCAUCAUUGCACGUGGUCCGCGCCAGCUGGGAGGCAAGUAUGUCUUAGGAGAUGUCGAGACCAUGACAGCAGAAGGCAUGCUGGAGGUAUGGAGCAAAGCCACCAACAAAGAGUCAGCAUUUGUGCAAAUCAGCUUGGAUGACUAUGAGAAGCUUUGGCCUCGCUUCGGUACUGAGAUGGCAUUGAUGUACCUGUGGUGGAUGCAUGCUGGCGGGAACCCAUGGGUACCGAAUGGUGAAGAACUCCUGAGGGUCAAAGACCUGGGCCUCAGUGAAAAGGAUUUUGUCUUGACAAAAGACGCCAUAUUGUACCAUAACUGGGACGAACUGUGUUGA
Messenger RNA from Fonsecaea multimorphosa CBS 102226, 972 nucleotides. RefSeq lists its product as uncharacterized. Bases 1 to 972 code for a protein of 323 amino acids. The transcript has 2 exons. Lineage: Eukaryota; Fungi; Ascomycota; Eurotiomycetes; Chaetothyriales; Herpotrichiellaceae. The record is from RefSeq and is a predicted model, not a curated record.